Trichophyton verrucosum HKI 0517 is the source of this 1797-nucleotide messenger RNA. RefSeq names its product glutamyl-tRNA(Gln) amidotransferase subunit A, putative. The coding region runs from base 1 to 1797 and encodes 598 amino acids. Lineage: Eukaryota; Fungi; Ascomycota; Eurotiomycetes; Onygenales; Arthrodermataceae. The record is from RefSeq and is a predicted model, not a curated record. The transcript is spliced from 3 exons. Gene Ontology annotation, molecular function: catalytic activity.
AUGGCUGCCAAUAAGAACCCGUACCGGACAUUCCCCACGCCCGUUGAAGGCCCGAAAGUACCAUACAAGGCUGCGCAAGAAUCGAACCCCAUCUUACGUGGCCGCGUGCUGGAAAUAGCUGCUACUCUAGUCCAAUCUUCGAGUUUUAUCCAGUCCAUUCUCUGGCGCAAUGCAGGCUUCUCUACCAUCCGUGACAUCCAAGACCUAACGGCAUACGAACCGAAAUUCGACCCUACUGUCCUCCCCCCGCUGACCCAGCAAUCUGGCACUGAGACACCCGAGCUACCGGCCCCUACCAGACGCCGCCAGGAUGGCAAGGGCGACUACUAUACCUCUGCUGAUUACCGUGAGCUUUACAAGGCCGGCAAGCUGACUCCUACUGCUGUUGUGGAGGCGUUGCUGCCUGUGAUCAGACGUGAUACUUCACCUCCUGGCGAGUUUUCGGCGGGUUUCUCCCAGUCAAAGAUUGAUCUUGUUCGUGCCGCCGCAGAGGCUUCCACACAAAGAUGGGCUAAUGGCACGCCAUUGGGACCGAUGGAUGGAAUACCCGUUGCUAUCAAGGAUGAAGUGGACAUUGAUGGAUAUGAUAAGUACCUGUCGAGCAAGGUCGACUUCACAGCUAAUCCUAGCUUCACUUCCUGGUGUGUGAAGAAAUGGGAGGAGGCCGGCGCUAUAGUCAUUGGUAAAACCGUUAUGCAUGAAAUUGGACUAGACACUACAAACAAUAAUCCCGUUGUUGGAACCCCGAAAAACCCCCAUAACCCAGGAUACUACACUGGAGGCUCCUCAGGAGGCUCUGGGUAUGCAGUUGGCGCUGGUAUUGUGCCUCUUGCCCUCGGAGCUGAUGGUGGUGGCUCUAUCCGCAUUCCCUCGAACUACUGCGGCAUUUAUGGACUCAAGACAACUCACGGCCGAGUUUCAUCUGCUCCAACGCGUAGACUGGCGACAACUGUAGGAGUCUUUGGCCCAAUGGCAUCCAGUAUCGAUGACUUGGCUAUGGGCUACCGUAUCAUGAGCGCGCCUGACCCGAGCAACCCUGUGUCGGCGGCAUUCCCCGACCCCUUGCUGAGUAUCCCAUCUCCGUCUUCCUCUAGGGGCAAGGUUAUCGGUGUAUACAAGGAUUGGGUUGAGAGGUCUGACCCAGAUGUCCUAGCCAUGUUCAAUAAGGCUAUUGACUACUACCGUGACGAACAAGGUUACCAAAUCGUCGACAUCACCAUUCCAUACAUCCCCGAAGGUGGAAAAUGCCAUGCCCUAUCAAUUCUAAAUGAGAUAUCAAGCGGCCUUAGCAAAGAACAAAUAUCUCAACUAUCUGCUCCUACAAGGAUCAUCGUCUCCGUGGGCGGAACCCAAGGUCUUGCACAGGACUAUUUCGCCAGCCAGAGGAUGCGCCAUCUCCUCAUGAACCACCUUUCUUUCCUCUUCCAAAAAUACCCCGGCAUCGUCAUUGCAACUCCCACAACACCCACAGCCGGCUCCAAGAUUUCUGGGGGCGAGGCUGAUCUUACCAACGGAAUCAGUGAUUCCAAUGCAACCCUGCGAUCCAUGGAAUAUGUAUACCUCGCCAACUUCACCGGGUGUCCUGCCAUUUCGUGCCCAAUGGGCUAUGACGAUGAGCCUUCCGUCCCCGUUGGGCUGAUGGGUAUGGGAGAAUGGGGCAGCGAGGAGGCCUUGAUGGAAUGGGCUCGUGAUGGCGAGGGAAUGCUAGGUGAUAAAGGUUUGAGAGCGCCUAAUAAGGAGAAGGGCGGGAAGUGGGUUGACGCCAUCAACUUGGCACUUAACCCAAGCACUGAAUGA